UUUUUGCUGUUAGGCAUAGUAAUAUAUUUACGUGAAAUGAAGGCGUCGCAAAUUCCCUUUUAAAAUACGUGUACGUUACAGCGUUUUCCUGUGUUUUUGUGUGGUUUCACUUCAACUGCCGUCGUAGCACUUUGUAGUCCGACUGAGAGAGGGGGUGGGGAAACGAUAGUUGUUUUGUGUUGCAUUCCUGCAGUGUGUCUGACCUUUGACCUCGUUGUUGUGUUCUCUCCGCCUUGCAUUCCAAAGUGAGGGUUUCCUGCAGUACACCAGAGGCGCUCGCAGCUAGGGCUCGCUCACUUUGCGCCCCAUUUGUAUUUACUACUGCUAGCCAGCUAGCCAGCCACCCACCUUUGUAGCCAACAUUACGGAGUACAUUAGCAUACAACAUAUGAUGAGUACGUCUGGCUAGGUAACUGGCUAGGGAAUACAAGACGAGCGAGAAAAACAAGUCAGUUGUUGGUAGCCUAGCAAAACGGGUGUCCUGCUAGGUAGCUCUAGCUAGCUUGCUAAAAAGCUAACCAGUUAGCGCGCACGGUUUUCUGACCCACCGACCGUAUUUAGCUUGCUUUGUGGCAGCUGAAGAUAGACGCAGCCCUACAGGGAGUAGUGUACCAAGCUUUCAGAGAGAAGGAAAUGAAGGACAAACAGAAGAGAAAGAAGGAGCGCACGUGGGCAGAGGCUGCUCGCAUGGUCCUCGAGAACUUCUCUGAUGCUCCAAUGACACCAAAACAGAUCUUACAUGUUAUACAGACAAAGGGACUCAAAGAGAUGAGGUAAUCUGGCACGGCUCCCCUAGCAUGUCUGGUGACCAUGCUGCACUCCCAAGUACGAGGAGACCGAGUCAAAAACAGCAUCUUCUUCAAGCUGCCUGGCAGGAUGAGCCUCUUCACAUUAAAGAAAAACGCCCUGCAGUGGACCAAGAGUGCUACAGAGUCAGACACAGUGGAAUCUGCCGCCACCACUACCCCAGCCUCCACCACCAGCACAGCAACAGCUGCCCCCGCAGACGAGCAGGAGAGCUGUGACUCCACAGAGACUACUGCUGCCAGUGGAGAGAACGAUGCGUCAGUAGAUGAGACCUCCUCGAGUGCCUCAUGCUCUACAGACCCUCCGCCCCAAAACCAGCCCCAGACCCGGCUGAGCAGAGCAGGACAGGCACGCUCCGACGCCCAGACCCAGCACACCCCGCCCCAGCAUGCCCAGACCAGGCUCAGCCGCUCCAGACAAUCUGGGAGACAGAGGAAGAAGGCCGUGAUGAUGCCACGCGUUGUCCUCACGCCGCUCAAGGUCAACGGUGAACACGUCCCCUCGGGAGCAGAAGGGAGGCGCAGGGAAGGCUCUAGGGGGGGUCCAGGCCCCACACUGCGCACCCGCCCUGAGCUGGGCUGGAAGCGCCCCCAGCACUUCAAGAGCAUGCGUGCCCACCGCUCAGGUCCGAUGAAGAGGAGCCGAGGAGGGGUAGAAGUGGACUUUGAGACCCCUGGAUCCAUCCUGGUCAACACCAACAUCCGGGCCCUCAUCAACAUGCGGACCUUUGCAGCCUUCCCGCCACACUCCCAACAGCAGCUCCUGCAGCUCCUCCCCGAGGUGGAUCGUCAGGCUGGACCGGACGGUCUGGCUCGUCUCAGUAGCUCGGCUCUUAAUAAUGAGUUUUUCACUCAUGCCUCCCAGAGCUGGAAAGAAAGGCUAGCAGAAGGUGAGUUCACUCACGAGAUGCAAGUGCGCUUCCGGCAGGAGAUGGAAAAGGAGAAGAAAGUGGAGGCGUGGAAGGAGAAAUUCUUUGAAGAGUACCAUGGCCAAAAAUCUGGCCUGACACGAGAGGAGUCUUUGAAGUUGACAAUGAGCGAAGCUGCAGAUGGCGCCACCAGUGUUUUAGACAGCGAGGUGGCCGCCGUGGCAGCUGGGACACCCAAGCGUCGGAGCGUAGGACGCAGACGGCGAGACGGCAGGAUGAGGAGGCGCACGCGGGCUGACCUGAGGCGCAGAGCACGGCGCACCCUCUGCAAGGCCACCACCCCAACUCUUCAGUCUCCGGAGCAGGCCGAGGGCACUCCCCCCCUAGAUGCCGUUUCAGUCUCUGCGUGCUCGCCCAUGGCUGAGGCUACUGUGGUCCAAGGAGAGGUGGUCCUGCAGGCUGAAUCUGGGUUGGAGGUUCCUUCGGAGUGUGCCUCCCCUGCCCCAGUGCCUUCCCCUGCCCCCGUUUCCUCCACCGUGCCAGGGCCCAGUUCGGUGCCCAGUUCGGUGCCCAGUCCGAGCCCCAGCCCGGCUUCCAUCAGUGCCAACGAGGAGCCUGAGGUCACGGCCCGUCUACUCCCUGAAGAACCCACACCUGCCAUGGCCUCGACAUCAUCUCCAUCCUCCUCUUCCUCUUCUUCCUCCUCCUCGUCCUCCCCCUCCUCCUCUCCCUCCUCCCCUUCCUCCGACAGGCCGGGGGUCUUUGCUGCCGGCCUGGACUCGUCCUCCUCGUCCUCGUCUGCCUCCUCCACCGCUGCAGCCGCUGUCGACCCGUUGGAUGACGGCGCCUCCGUGGUCACUUCCGUCACUGGUGGCACUGCCACCAGCAGCCGUGAGAGCAGCCCUGCCGCCAGCCCAGCGCCUGCCCCCUCCUCCGCCCAGCUCAAGGAUCAGAAGAGGAGGCCAGAUGAGCCCCAGGCCUUCUCCAGCUUUCCCGAGAAAAGGCCCCGGCUUGACGACCGUCAGUCCUUUCGUACCACAAUCGACAGUGUCCACUCGGAAAAGCCACAGCCGACAACCGAGGAACCCAAGGUCCCACCUAUCCGGAUUCAACUCUCCAGGAUCAAACCGCCCUGGGUCAAAGGCCCGCCCACCUACCAGAUCUGUCCCCGCAUCGUCCCCCCCGGCGAGGGCUCGCGGCGGUCGGGCACGGGGGCGCGCACCCUGGCAGACAUCAAAGCCCGGGCCCAACAAGCCAGGGCCCAGCGCGAGGCCGCUGCUGCUGUUGCAGCCACUGGCGACGGGGCAGGGCCGGGCGGGGGUGGGUUGCGGACUGGUACUGGGCUAUCGGAUCGCAGCAGUGGACGACGAGCGCGAGAGCACCCAGGACCUGUCGAGCCCGGAGGAGGAGGAGGAGGAAGAGCAGGGGGAGGUAGCUUGGAAGAGCAGGGAUCGCCUGCGGACUCUAAUUCGUCUGGAGCACAACUACAGUCUUCCACUGUAGAGCCCUCAGAGAGGACCCCUCAGCCUGCACCAUCACCCUCCCUGUCCACAACUUCUACGUCCUUGUCUUCCGAGCCCCCACAAACCCCUACUCCUCCUUCACCCACUAGAGAGGACAAGGCGGAGGAGCUCAGUGGAGAGGAAGGGACUGCAGCAGUGUCCCAAAGCACCUCCAAUGGACCUCUGGACGAGACGGCAACUUCUCCAGCUCUGGAGGCUGAGGCUGUCGCCAACUCUGCUGCCUCCGAGAGGACAGAUGGACCGGGUGAAAGUCUGUCCCUGGCUCCUACCUCCAUCCCAGACUCUUUACCCAGGUUUGGGGCCCAGGGUGUUGAUGUGAUUAGGAGCUUGGCAGCCCCCAGUCAGCUGUGGGAAGGAGAGCAGGCUAGAGCUGAACACAGAGGGUCUGGGGCGGGAGGAGGCGGGGUCAUCCAGCAUGGCUCCCACCACGUAGGGCCCCAGGAGGCCCCCCCUGCUUCAGGCAGAGAGGCUCGUAACCAGGCUGAAAGACAGCAAGCAGACACCCCACCCCUCACACAACUUCCCGUCUCGAUUAGAGAGAGGGUGGAUGAAUCCGGGGCUCAUAGUGACUCCACGGAGACUGCGUCUGAUUGUGAGAAUGAGAGCCAGGAAGACGAUCCCCUCAGUGAUUGGCACCAUCACCUCGCCAGCGCCCAGCGCAAUGGUACUACGCACUUACACAGAGGCUCCUUGCCGCUGCACAGCCAGCCAGUUAUCCACAGUCCUCCCCCUCAGAACCAGCAGCCGGUCAUCCAGGCCCACGUGUCGAGCCGGCACGGGCAGACAGUCAUCCAACCCCGCUUCCCCAACGGUCUGUCCAGUCAAGCACACCCUCAGUCUGCCCCGAAGCAGCAACAGCUGGCUGGACGUUCUCACCUCCAACCUCUAGACCACCAAGGUCACCCUCCAACUCAGUCCCAAUCUCAACGGGGCCACAGACUGAUGGAUGGAAGUGGAAACAUGUUUGCCAAAACAGAAACCAAUGAUGACUCUAAGGUAGGCAGCAGGGCCACUCCUGAGGAUGACUGUAGGGCGGGGAUCAAACCCUCUCAGACGCCCCCCAUUGCUGCUACCACUACAGGCUCUAAGAGGCUCCCCAACUCCAGCAGACCUGUUUCCACUGUGGAGGCUAACAAUCCCCUGGUCACUCAGCUGCUGCAGGGUAGUUUAUCCCUGGAGAAGGUCCUUCCCCAAUCCCACUCAGCCAGCAAGCUGGAGAUCAACCGGCCUGGGGCACCCCCAUCUGGCCCCCAGCCAAGGGGUCCUCCACCUAGGAACCCAGGCCCUCGACUCCGGGGCCAACCUGAAGCUACAGGGGAGUCCCCCUCUCCAGAGUUGUCGUCCUUCUCUCAGAGCCAGCAGAAGACCCCUGCAGGCCGCGGCUCCCCAGGGGCGGGCCGCUGCUUCGGGCCCUCCCCAUCUCGCAUGGCCUGCCUAAUGGAGGAGGCCUCAUCCCGCGCCACAGCCAUGCAGCAGUACCUCUCGCAACAGCCAGGUGGUGCUGUGCCACCAGGGGCAGUGCCUGUCAUAACCUCCCUCUCUUCCUCCUCGUCCUCUUCGUCGUCCUCCUCGAGACGCGGCUCAGACUUCAACUCCCAGAGUACAGCAGCCUUUGAGUCGGCUGUUAUCAGAGAGUCGUCUCUGCCUCAGGCUUCGCGGGGAGCCACUCCAGAUAGGCCAGCUGGUGUUCAGCAGUCCCCCUACCGGACUACUCCGGAUGCCCCCUCACCUCCUCACGGCGACCUCUGCCCCACCGAAGUGGUGCCCACCAUCAAGAUCAACUGGCACCCCUCUAAAGCCCUGCCCACUCAGACCCACCCCCACCAACAGCAACACUCACCUGCACCUAGCGUGAAGAAUGAGGUCACCUCGCGACCCUCUUGCCAAUCUCUUGCCAAAACCUCCCCUUCUGCUCCAAUAGGUAGUGGGGCACCGAUAGUUGUUACCAAAAAAGAGCCUCUGAACUCAGUGGACGGUUAUCUGGGUGGAGGCGCUAUGGAGGGACUGCUCAACAUGGAGAUGUCGUUAGCCAGGAUGGCCAAGAAGGAGCAUAACAAAUCUUCCUACUCCUCUGCCUCCCCUUCCUCCUCCUCCUCUCCAUCAUCCGCCUCGUCUGCCUCCUCCCUUCCCUUUCAGUUGUAUGGGAAGCUGCCCAAGCAAGGUGGAGGUGUUGGAGGAAGUGGCGGUGGAGGCAAUGCUCCUGGCUUUAGCUACACCGCCAAUGUGUCUGUUAUGGAUGGCAGUGGGUUUUCAAGAAGCAUCGCCGAUGGGGUCCUACAGCUGCGCCCACGACAUGGCUCUGCCCAGAGUGCUACUCUCAGCAUCCAGGCCUUUGCCGACAGUGCUGCAGAGGAGGUGGCACUGAAGUGCUCGUGCCGCCUCAAGGCCAUGAUCAUGUGCCAGGGCUGUGGCGCCUUCUGCCACGACGAUUGCAUCGGCCCCUCCAAACUGUGUGUGUCUUGUCUGGUGGUCAGAUAAGCGUGUUUCUACCAGUCUACACUACUGUGGGUAUACCUUUACACACCCAUUUAAAAUAUUCAAGUAUUAAACACCCAGAACUUAUGAAUAGGACAGAAGAGGGGUGUUUGGACGUGUACAGAACCCUGAUGAGGGUAGAGAGGGGAGGCACAGGGACAGGAUGUUGCCUUGUAUUAUAAAAUUGGUCUGUAUUUUUUUGUUGCACAUUUUUUCUAAUGCCGUUCUGAUGUUGUUAUUAUUAUUAUUAUUGUUGUUUAAUAUGUGAAUUUACAGGGCAUGGUUGGUUGUGCCUUUUUUUUUCUCUGAAACAUUUACCUCAUCUUAUCUUUACACACCCAUCAUCAAUUGUGUGAAAAUGAUGGCUGUUGUUUUUCCGUUCUCUCCUAGCUGGCACAUAGGGCUUCGAGAAACUUGUUGUUCUUGUCUCUUUUCGCAAAGAAAUAUUUUUUUAACCAUUAAAGCCAAUGGCAUUGUUUCCUUUUUUGUAUGUGCUUUGUCAUUUAGUUUUUCUUCCAAAGUUAUGUCUGUUCUUGCAGUUAACUUGCAGUUAAGCACAGUAUUCUGUACCAAUAAAACAAAGAAUGAGCAGUC
Molecule: messenger RNA, 6267 nt
Organism: Osmerus eperlanus (European smelt)
Lineage: Eukaryota; Metazoa; Chordata; Actinopteri; Osmeriformes; Osmeridae
Gene: asxl1
Product: ASXL transcriptional regulator 1
Exons: 12
Biological process (GO): positive regulation of transcription by RNA polymerase II; animal organ morphogenesis
Cellular component (GO): PR-DUB complex
Molecular function (GO): peroxisome proliferator activated receptor binding; chromatin binding; DNA binding
Source: RefSeq, a predicted model, not a curated record